UUGUUAUACAAAAAAAAUGUACCUUAAAAGUGUCAAACAAUUUGCAAAAUGCAUUAUAUUUUCCAUACUAAUCACCGUAAACCUUGCAGACGAUGAAUACGCAACGUUAAAAGCUGCUAAAGUGUAUUUUACUAAAGGAAGUUCAAUUGGGUUGCUUUUAGCUUUGGCUCUGCCUUUAGAAGAACCCUACAAGAACUCUUUUGUAGCCUACAACAUUGAAGCUAACUUUAAUUUACCUGACAAUGCGACAGCUGUAGAAUAUCCACCUCUAUUGGAAAGAGAAGCGAAAUUCUUGAACAGGAAAUUUGUAUACAACUUAAUCGAAACCAAAAUGAAAUCGAAUGGCGUUCCGGGCAAAAGCUGUCUUCUCAGAAUCAUCUGCGAGGCGUCAUCACACACCAUGGAUCACAACGGCGUUUUGGCCGAUCUUCUACACGUACUUUUGACACCAUCAAGUAGUAACGAAGAAGGCAUAUCGAAAGAGUACUUUGAAGCAGAAAAACUUGGUGCUUCCCAAAAUUGCGAAAACAUUCUGCUGCUGACGUGCACUUUAAGAAGGACGAAAUCGGACGGCGAAAAAGGAUCCAUCAGGAAUCCCAUUAGGUUCCCAUAUGGUGACGCCUUCAUGGGCUUGUUUAUAGCACUCGCUCUUCCAUUAGAAGUGGACAAUAUAGACUUGUUCUUCUCGUACAACUUCGAAGGUAACUACGUGCUACCACAAAACCAAACCGAAUGGGAAUAUCCACCAAUUAUAUCAAAAUCCUUCAAUAUUGCUAGGAAAUUCGUAUACAACGCCUUCGAAUUCAAGUUAAAAUCAAAUGGUUUUCCUGGGAAACCUUGUUUGUUGAGAAGUAUUUGCGAGGCAGCUGAAUACAGCAUGGACCAUAACGGCGUCCUCGCCGAUUUAAUUCACAUAAUGUUGUCUCCGUCGACGUCGAAAACGGAGGGUUUGCACGAGUAUGAGAACGCCGAGAAUUAUGGAAGAUUCUACAAGCACUGCAAAAAGUACAAGAAAAAGUGUCCCAUCAGCGUGCUCGAAAUGGUUUCUCAUAUAGGUGAUGUAAUUCAAUAA
This is a messenger RNA of Nicrophorus vespilloides, 1072 nucleotides long. RefSeq lists its product as uncharacterized. The transcript has 8 exons. NCBI's taxonomy places the organism in Eukaryota, Metazoa, Arthropoda, Insecta, Coleoptera, Silphidae. The coding region runs from base 17 to 1072 and encodes 351 amino acids. The record is from RefSeq and is a predicted model, not a curated record.